This is a messenger RNA of Agrilus planipennis (emerald ash borer), 673 nucleotides long. Its product is annotated as fatty acid synthase-like. The record is from RefSeq and is a predicted model, not a curated record. Gene Ontology annotation, molecular function: fatty acid synthase activity. NCBI's taxonomy places the organism in Eukaryota, Metazoa, Arthropoda, Insecta, Coleoptera, Buprestidae. Gene Ontology annotation, biological process: fatty acid biosynthetic process. The transcript is spliced from 2 exons. The annotation marks the transcript as partial.
UGAAUUGGGAUGCGCCUAUGCUGAUGGGUGUUUGACAGCAGAACAGAUGAUCCUCGCUGCUUAUGCAAGAGGAAGAGCGUCCCUAGAAGCCGAACUUAUUCCAGGGAUGAUGGCUGCAGUGGGAAUUGGGUAUCAACAAAUCAAGAAUCAGUGUCCUCCAACAGUAGAAGUGGCAUGCCACAAUGGUCCUGAAAGUUGCACCAUAUCAGGACCAACAAAGGACAUGGAAGAUUUCGUGGCUCAAUUGAAAGAAAGGGGUGUCUUUGCCAGGCUGGUUAAUGCUGCAAAUAUCGCGUAUCACAGUAGAUACGUAAAACCUACCGCUCCGCUUCUUCUGAAGUAUCUCAAGGAGAUCAUUCCAAUUGCAUCCCCACGAUCUUCAAAAUGGAUCAGUACGUCUGUACCUGAAGACAGAUGGGAUUGUGAUUUAGCGAAAACUUCUUCAGCGGAGUAUCACACAAACAAUUUACUUAGUUCAGUUUUAUUUGAGGAAGCAUCAAAACAUAUUCCAAAAGACGCCAUUGUCAUAGAAAUAGCUCCCCAUGGACUUCUACAAGCUAUUCUUAAACGCUCUCUGCCACCAGAAUGUACCAACAUUGCUUUGACUCAAAGAGGACACAGGAGCAACAUGGAAUUUUUAUUGUCAGCUCUUGGAAGGAAACCCCAACAGUCC